Molecule: messenger RNA, 4960 nt
Organism: Porites evermanni
Lineage: Eukaryota; Metazoa; Cnidaria; Anthozoa; Scleractinia; Poritidae
Source: the annotation of a GenBank genome assembly
GGUACAGAAGACGGAAGCCGUACAGACGUUUAUGUUUCCAUUCAUGGUCAAGAUAUCGACAACUGUGGCCCACAGAGUGAACCGUGCCGGUCCAUAGCAAAGGCGGUUAAACAGGUUGUAAAAAACGGGCGAAUUCAUCUUGAUGGUUCUGGCACGAAGGACCAGCCCUUUGACUGCAAGAGUACACUGACGAAUUCAGAUCAAUAUUGGGGAAUUUCUAUUGACAAAAGCGUGUCCAUAGAACGCCUCAAUUCUACCCCGCAUGUUAAGUGUGAAAAAGGAUUUCACUUUCAUAAAGAUAAAGUACAAAAAAUAAAAAUUACCUUGUCUGGGAUUGCAUUUGAGCACGCACCGCUUGUAUUUGAUGACUGCUACAGAAUUCGGCUUAUAAACUGCUCUUACAAGAACGCGGGGAAGGGAGCCGCCGUCAGGAUUCGGACGCAAACUAUUCCCACACUCCACUUACACAUACAGGGACCAUCUCUGUUUCAGAACAACCAACGAUGCAUUGAAGUCUGGAUAAGAAACAAAAGGAAAUUUUUCCUAACACUUCGCGUGAACAACACCAUAUUUCAAGAGAAUGGCCUUCAACCUAAUCAGUCAACUAGAGCUGUGAUUUCCAUACGAACCAACAUUAAAUCCAGUUCAUCAGUGCGAGCUGAUAUUUCAGUAAACAACGUCACAAGCGUCGAAAACAAGGCUCCUUUCAUGCUGCUAGCUGUACCGACAGCUAACACAAAGGAAGUAUACAGCCAUGUAANAGCCCUUUGACUGCAAGAGUACACUGACGAAUUCAGAUCAAUAUUGGGGAAUUUCUAUUGACAAAAGCGUGUCCAUAGAACGCCUCGAUUCUACCCCGCAUGUUAAGUGUGAAAAAGGAUUUCACUUUCAUAAAGAUAAAGUACAAAAAAUAAAAAUUACCUUGUCUGGGAUUGCAUUUGAGCACGCACCGCUUGUAUUUGAUGACUGCUACAGAAUUCAGCUUAUAAACUGCUCUUACAAGAACGCGGGGAAGGGAGCCGCCGUCAGGAUUCGGACGCAAACUAUUCCCACACUCCACUUACACAUACAGGGACCAUCUCUGUUUCAGAACAACCAACAAUGUAUUGAAGUCUGGAUAAGAAACAAAAGGAAAUUUUUCCUAACACUUCGUGUGAACAACACCAUAUUUCAAGAGAAUGGCCUUCAACCUAAUCAGUCAACUAGAGCUGUGAUUUCCAUACGAACCAACAGUAAGUCCAGUUCAUCAGUGCGAACUGAUAUUUCAGUAAACAACGUCACAAGCGUCGAAAACAAGGCUCCUUUCAUGCUGCUAGCUGUACCGACAGCUAACACAAAGGAAGUAUACAGCCAUGUAAAACUAUUAAACAAUAACUUGAGGUCCUCUAACUCAACAAACAGUGCCAGGCGCUAUAUGGAUAGCAUGUACAUAUCCCAAGUAACAAAAACUGAUUCAAGAUUUCAUCACUUUCUCUGCGGUAACAACAGUAAUGAUUUGGCAUUAAGGUGCAUUAAAAUUUCUUCCAGUGAGGCUAAACUGGUGAAAAUCGAGAAUUCUUUAUUUGUCGGGCAAACUGUGACGAAAGGAAAGGGCGGAGCCUUGAGUAUUGAAUGCAAAGGCCGUGCUUCCUUGGUUGUUAAAAACACUACUUUUGAGCGAAACAAGGCAUAUUCCGGUGGCGGUGCGAUUUUUUUCAAUGGUGCAAAAGGAAAUCUAAGGUUUGAACUUACUAAUGUAAAUUUUUCUGAAUGCGAAUCCGAAACCCAGGGCUCUGCGUUUCUAGUGGGGAAAACUCACGGUCUUAUAGCUAAACCGAUAAACUAUGAUCUGAACGCGCAUUUUAGAAACGUCCGCGUCAAAAACUGCGCCGGUUCAAACAGCAGUGUUUGUGUUAUGAGGAGUGGGUUCGUGGAAUUUGAACGUUUUCACUGGGAAAACACUGUUUCAAAGGUCUCUGGAGGUAUAUUCGUAGCAAGUACUGGUACUGUUAAGACAAAUGUUUCAAUUUUGAAGUCUAAUUUCACCGACAGUCAUUACAAUGGAAGUGCGUUCGUGAUAAUCGAAGCACUGAAAAAACACAGAGGAAAGGUCUUGGUAGCCAACACUUCUAUGUACAAUAAUCAAAAUAUAGCGUUGAUAAUCAACCCAAAAUAUGAUUUUUUGCUCAAGAACGUGACCAUCGCCUAUUGCAGACACGGAUUACAAACAUCCAAUAAAUGGUUGUGUCGCAAAGACUUUCCUUUGCAGCCUGUCAAAAUCCUAAUUGAAAACUGCACUUUUAAACGCAAUGUCUACGAUGUGUCUAUAACUGUAAGAGAGGCUCGGUCUGUAUCGUUCACAGUGAACAACACGAAUUUCAUCGGCCAGUCAAACGGUCACGCGAUUCGAUUCUAUAUGCCCGCAAUGGGGAACAAAACCAAAAUAUCGAGAGCCACAGUAAAAAUAGACAAAGUGAUUUUUGAUUCUCGUCCUGCCAGCUAUUUCGCCCUUUACUUCCGUGGCAAGAAGUAUGUAACCAUACGGCGGUCGAUUUUUCGCCAUUGCACGUCUGUUAGCCAAGAGCUGUGGAACUGUGGUGGUAGUAAGUUUGCUUAUGAGACGGCAACAGGUGCUAUUUCGAUUCUCUCCAACCCGGACAAAAGCCACAAACAAGGGUGUGUCCAACGAAACAUAACCAACAACAUUCACCCUUUAUGGAAAUACCACAGUCACGUGACUGUUGAAGAUACGUUAUUUCAAGAGAACGCUGGGCUCAAUGGGGGUGCAGUGUAUCUUAGUAACGGAAACACUACCUUUCGGAAUUGCUCCUUUGAAAACAAUUUGGCAGCGAAGCACACAGGUCAAGUUUAUUCCGCCUAUGGAACUGGUCGAGUAGAAUUCGUCAACUGCUCUUUUGUUAGUAGUACGUACCAUGCAACUAUCUCUGGCAGGAAGUUCAAAAAUGUCGCCUUCUUUUAUUCUGAAAGCGGAGGACCCAUCAAGUUUCGGAACUCGUCUAUGUUUUCGAGUACCUCUACAAGGCGUUCGUUUUCUGUGUUGGCAGUUUACAACGGAGGAUACGUUGAUAUCGACAGCGAAACUAGCAUUCGCUGCGAAGGAAGUCAGAUGUCUCUCGCAAAUGCAACGCAUUUUGUAUACACCGUUGUAUACACCGAAAAAAGAGAUGAACGCUUUUGCAUAGAAAACGUGACGGUCCUUUCGUUUUCCUGUAAGCUUUGCUCUCCCGGAUAUUACAGCCUACAAACUGGUUUCUCAAAAGGUCUUUCUGUAGAUGGUUCAUUCCAAUGUCAUCCAUGUCCUUUGGGAGCUACAUGCAUAGGAAACGAAUCAAGCAUCGCGGCAGUAGAAAACUUCUGGGGAUACAAUGUGCCGGGAAGAGAUGGGCAAGUACUCAACUUUGUUCCCUGCCCCAAGGGUUAUUGCCGCUCACCGAGCCCGCAAUCGUUAGUGUACAACAGUUGCCAUGGAAACAGGAGUGGUUUUCUGUGUGGCCAGUGCGCACCUGGUUACACUGAAACACUAUUUAAUUCUGAGUGCAGAAUAACAGCUCAAUGUAAAGAUUACCUCUUCUGGAUAGCGAUGUUUCUUUACUCGACCGCCUUGGCUCUAUAUCUGCUAAUUGAUCCUCCUUUGCUUCGACUUCUCAGUCCACAACAGAUUUUAUGGUUCAUGAAAAAGAAGGAGAGAAGAGAAAGGAGGAGAGAAAACAGUGAAAACUGCGACGAGUCAGACAGUGGUUAUACAAAAAUCGCCUUCUAUUACUACCAAGUCGCCGAUUUACUGCUAGGCAGUUCUCUUGAUGACUUGCUUCAUGAAAUGCCUCUCGUUGUUGCUAUGAUUUCAGCGUUCAAUUUUCAAGUCCGCUCUGUUUACCUAAGAAUCGAGUGUCCAUUUCCGGGAUUGACCCCAGUCACCAAAGAACUGCUUCUUUCUUUGGUGGUGUUCGCAACAAUGGCGAACCUCGCCCUCAUUUUCUGCGCCCACUUGCUUAUCAGCAGAUUCCAUAAGAAGGUGAGAAAGCCAUCGUUGAGCCGUUAUAUGGCGGUCUCCUUGGAGAUAUUGUUGCUAGGAUACGAUAGACUGGCUGAAACUUCGCUGGGGCUGAUGCACUGUGUAAGAACUGGUUAUGAGCAUCGACUGUUCAUUGAUGGUACCACGAUCUGUUGGCAGCCGUGGCAAUACAUCCUUCUUGGGUACAUCAUCGUGUUUGUGGUGCCCUUUAUCGCAGUCCUGUACUACGGUUCUUCAAAGCUGCACAGUUCUUACAUUUCUUCAGGUGAAUUUCUCGCAGCUUGUGCUAUUCCUUUACCAUUUCUAAUCUAUUGGCUUUUCAAGCGCGUUUUCAAGAGAAGAAAGGAAGAAAAUGAUAGCGAAGAAGCUGCAGCAAGGCUGGACAAUAGCGCUGAAGUAAUGAAGGUCCUACACGAGCCAUUUCGCGCACCUAAUGAUCGAGAUAAAGGCACUCUUUACUGGGAGAGCGUUAUGAUUGGUCGACGGCUCAUCCUUCUUACAUUUCACUCGUUCAUCCCUAACGCUAUGAUCCGAUUUUUCUUCAUGGCUAGCGCUUGCGACUUCAUGGCCAUCCACCACAUAAUCAAGGCCCCAUUUCGGAGCAACACCGCUAACAAAGCCGAAACGACGUCCUUAGUCACCUUGGCAAUCGUCGCUAAAAUCAGCCUGAUAAAGGCAACUCUCCUGUCUUCCGGGAUAAGUGCCAAGGGAAGAAACAAGCUUUUCCUAAAGGGACUUCAGUGGUUCGAAUUUGCUGCAAUGGGACUUGUUCCUGCAUUGUUGUCCUUGCUAGCUGCUUCAGCCAUUUUGUCGCAAACAUUCCGUUUGAUUAUUUAUUUUGUCAAGAAGAUUGGCCGACGCUUUCGAAAGGAUGACAUUACUCAUACAUCUAUCGAUGAACUAACAGAUCCUCUUUUGAGUAAUAACCAAGAUUAUGGUAGUUGUUAA